Jatropha curcas is the source of this 2631-nucleotide messenger RNA. RefSeq names its product AP2-like ethylene-responsive transcription factor BBM2. NCBI's taxonomy places the organism in Eukaryota, Viridiplantae, Streptophyta, Magnoliopsida, Malpighiales, Euphorbiaceae. Gene Ontology annotation, molecular function: DNA-binding transcription factor activity; DNA binding. Gene Ontology annotation, biological process: regulation of DNA-templated transcription. The record is from RefSeq and is a predicted model, not a curated record.
UUGAGUUUUCAAAUUUUAUUUUUUCUUCCUUCUCAGCACUAUAAACUCAUACAUGGAGUGCUUCUUAGUUCUCUCUAUUAAGCUUCUUCAUGCAUGAACUAUAGUUCUUCUUCUUCUCUCUUUGCCUAUCUUUUUACCAUAAGGAAGAGAUUAAAAAUCUUUUUUAUUGUUAUUAGUAUUAUUUAUUAAUCACAGCCUAGCUCCAUGAACAACUGGUUAGGUUUCUCUCUUUCUCCUCAACAGCUCCCAUCACAAUCAGAUCAUCAUCAAGAUCACUCUCAAACCACGGCUUCUCGCUUAGGUUUCCACUCAGAUGAAAUCUCCGGUACCGGUGUCUCCGGAGAAUGCUUCGAUCUCACUUCAGACUCAACUGUUCCUUCUCUCAACCUUCCUGCUCCUUUUGGUAUACUUGAAGCUUUCAGAAACAACCAAUCUCAAGAUUGGAAUAUGAAGGGUUUAAGCAUGAACCCAGAAACUGCCUACAAAACAAACUCAGACUUGUGUAUGCUUAUAGGUUCUUCAUGCAAUACUCAAAAUCUUGAUCAAAACCAGCAACCCAAGCUUGAAAACUUUCUUGGCGGCCAUUCAUUUGCCAAUCAUGAAAACAAGCUUGCUACCAUGUAUAAUACUACAGGAGACUACAUGUUCCAAGACUGCUCCUUGCAAGCAGCAAAUGAUACAACCUGCAACGGAGAAGAAAAUAAUAGUCUGAAUACUGCUAAUAAUAAUAGUAAUAGCUCCAUUGGAUUAUCCAUGAUCAAGACUUGGUUAAGAAAUCAACCAGCACCGACACAACAACAGCAACAAGAAACCAAGAACAUUAAUGGCGGUGGUGCGCAGAGUUUGUCUCUUUCUAUGAGUACUGGAGAAGGAAAUAUUAAUAAUAACAGUGGUGGAGGAGAUCAUAGUUCUUCUUCUGAUAAUAACAAGCAGCAAAAAACGACAAGCAGUGGUCUCGAUAGCCAAACAGGUGCUAUUGAAUCAGUUCCCAGAAAAUCUAUUGAUACUUUUGGGCAAAGAACUUCUAUAUACCGUGGUGUAACUAGACAUAGAUGGACGGGUAGAUAUGAGGCUCAUUUAUGGGAUAAUAGUUGCAGAAGAGAAGGACAAACUCGAAAGGGAAGGCAAGUUUAUUUGGGUGGUUAUGAUAAAGAAGAAAAGGCAGCAAGAGCAUAUGAUUUAGCUGCAUUGAAAUACUGGGGUACAACUACAACUACAAAUUUUCCAAUUAGUAACUAUGAAAAAGAGUUAGAAGAAAUGAAGCACAUGACCAGGCAAGAAUAUGUUGCGUCUCUGCGAAGGAAGAGCAGUGGGUUUUCUCGUGGUGCAUCCAUUUAUCGAGGUGUAACUAGACACCAUCAACAUGGGAGAUGGCAAGCAAGAAUCGGAAGAGUUGCUGGCAACAAAGACCUUUACUUGGGAACUUUCAGCACUCAAGAAGAAGCAGCAGAGGCAUAUGACAUUGCAGCCAUAAAAUUCCGAGGAUUGAACGCUGUGACCAACUUUGACAUGAGCAGAUAUGAUGUUAACAGCAUCUUAGAGAGCAGCACAUUGCCCAUUGGAGGAGCAGCAAAGCGGUUGAAAGACGUAGAGCAAGCAGAAAUGAUACUGGAUACACAAAGAACAGAAAAUGACAAUAUAACUUCACAUUUUACAGAUGGUAUCAGCAGUGGCUAUGGAUGGCCCAGUUUGGCAUUUCAACAAACACAUCAUCAUCAUAACCAGCCAUUUAGCAUGCACUAUCCAUAUGGACAAAGACUUUGGUGCAAGCAAGAACAAGAUUCUGAUACUAAUAACCAUAGCCUUCAAGAUCUUCAUCAUCAACAACUUCAACUGGGCAAUACCCACAAUUUCUUUCAGCCUUCUAUUCUACAUAAUCUAAUGAGCAUGGAUUCUUCUUCAAUGGAACAUAGUUCUGGGUCUAACUCAGUUAUAUACAGCAAUGGAGGUGAUGGUCAAGGAAUGAGUUAUGGAAGCAAUGGAAGUAGUGGGUAUGCAAUUCCAAUGGCAACAGUUAUAUCCAAUAAUAAUAACAAUGGGAAUCAAAAUCAAGGGAAUGGUUUUGGAGAUGGAGAAGUGAAAGCAAUUGGGUAUGAUCAUCAAAGUAUAUUUGGUUCAUCAGAUGCUUACAAUGCAAGAAACUUCUACUAUCUAUCACAACAACAAUCAUCAUCUUCAUCACCAGGUGCUGUGAAGGCAAGUGCAUAUGAUCAGGGCUCAACCUGUAACAACUGGGUGCCAACAGCAGUUCCUGCUCUUGCACCUAGGUCUAACAAUGUGGCUGUUUGCCAUGGAGCUUCAACUUUCACAGUAUGGAAUGAUACAUAGUAAAAGAAGAAAAGGAGAGAGAGGGUUUAUUUUGUAUACAGAAAACUGAUUUUCAUAAUUUUGAUUUUUUUUUUUUUUUAUUUACUUUUGUUAAUUAAGUUAACUUUGCAGCUGGAAGCAAAAUUUAAUUAAAGGGUCUUAAGUGAAGUUCAGCAAUAGCAUUUGAGAGCUUAAAAUUCUCAGUUGCUAUCAAUUUUGUGGAACUUCAUGUGGGAUUUAUAGAUCCUCGGAUAGUUUUCUUUAAUACCAGACUUUGUAAUUUUUAAUAACAUACUUACUAUACAAAGAAUGGGAUUUACUUCA